Molecule: messenger RNA, 1120 nt
Organism: Annulohypoxylon maeteangense
Lineage: Eukaryota; Fungi; Ascomycota; Sordariomycetes; Xylariales; Hypoxylaceae
Product: clathrin light chain
Exons: 3
Coding region: 190-891 (233 amino acids)
Biological process (GO): intracellular protein transport; clathrin-dependent endocytosis; clathrin coat assembly
Cellular component (GO): plasma membrane; clathrin coat of coated pit; clathrin coat of trans-Golgi network vesicle
Molecular function (GO): structural molecule activity; clathrin heavy chain binding
Source: RefSeq, a predicted model, not a curated record
UGUAGCUUAAGCCUUGUAAUUGAAUCUAAUAACCUUGCUUCUAAGGUUGCGACAGUACCUCAAACAAAAAAACAGCUUCUAAAUAAAAACGUGUGCAAACGUAUAUCUCAGCGAUUUAGAGUUUCUUACAUACCGUUUCCCCUUCAGCACUUCUGCCAUCAAAUCUAAAUACAUCUUCAUCUCGACAAUAUGGCAGACAGAUUCCCAUCCUUAGACGACUUUGAUUCCGGUGCCCAAACCGAGAUUCAAGAUGUUGGUGAACCGUCGGCCGACGAUUUCCUCGCUCGUGAGCGUGCCCUUCUAGGUGACGACGCGACACAAUUCACAACCGGCAAUGAAUCCGCCGCUCUAGCGGAUCCCUCAUCUGAUGACCUUUUGGGUGGAGGCGGCGAGACCGCUCAGUUUGAAAACGCAUUCCCGGAUAUCAACACUUCUAACGAGCAAGUCGCGCCAGGAGGCACCAUUACCGGCCCGUCCGUCAGCUACAACUCAGGCUACGGUGCUUUUGUUGCAGAAGAGGAGGAACCUGAAGUUAUCAAGCAAUGGCGCGAGAAACGGGAUGCCUCCAAUGCCAAACGAGCCGAGCAGCUUGCUACCCAGAAGGCUGAGACGAUCAAAGAUGCGCAACAAAACAUCGACGACUUCUACGAGAACUACAACACUAAGAAGGAGAAGACGAUUGCGCAGACUCGCAAGGAUGCAGAGCAAUUCUUAGCAAGCCGAGACGACACCACCUCCGGCGGCACCAGCUGGGAGCGCAUUUCUAAGUUGGUUGACGUGAGCGGCAAGGGUCAGAAGGGCGGUGCUAAUGGUUCGGGCAAGGAACGAUUCCGCGAGUUGUUGAUGAGUUUGCGCAAAGAUGAGAAGGCUCCUGGAGCUGAAGGAUACUAAACCUAUUCUCGUCAACUACCGACCUCUCACCUACUAGGUAGUGCACAUUGGCGGCCCAGGGAUCUGAUUAAUGGAGAUGUCUAGCUGGUCGGUUCCUAUCGACGGCAGCUGACAGCGAACCAUUGCUCAUGUUGGCUGUACUUAGAUAAUACUUUCACACUCAGGUAAAUAAGCAGGUAUUGCAGGGCCCUUUCUGUGCCUAGGGGCGUAAUUGGACUGAUUUUCAACG